CUAGCUUCAUUGCUGAUAUUCUUACAGAAUACAGGGCAGGCAAGACAGCCACACUGAGGGAAAUGCAUAUUCAGGGGUAGACAGAAGGAAGCUUUGGCUGGGUAAUGUGAACCCCCAUCAACAUCUCUCAGGCCCCCCAAAUUUGGGAGUGGCAAUGACUCCUCAACAACUAGACUUGCUUGUAAUGCAGCCCCCAGGGGCUUUUUUUUUAAAAGGGAAAAGUCACUAUGGAGAAUGUGCCUGCUUUCUUUGUCUCCAACAGACAGAUGGGCACAGGCAACAUAAUUCUGGAAGUACCCACCAAGCCUCCUUUUCUGCUUUUGGCCAUGCUCCUCAGGGGAAAUCCUAUGGAGGAGGUGCUGGCAAUCCCUACCAGUUGUCAAACAAUUAUUUCACAUCUGACAGGUUAGCCUGAAUAACAAAAGCAACUGAUACCAUGACGAAGAGAUAGGAGGUGAUGUGUAGCAGGCAGGCCAUGUUACCAACACUACGACCAACCCCCAUGCCUCCUCAAUCCCCCAACCAUCACCAUCUUCACCAUCACUUCACCUCAGAUACUGUGGGGGACAGCCUAGGAGAUGGCAUCAGAGACCCCUGGCAAGAUCAAUAUUGCUAGCUUUGUGUUCCCAGCCCUUAUACUGGGAAGCAACUUUAGUAGUGAUGAAGCCUGGAAACUGCAUCUGCAGAGGUUUGGUCCAACAGGGAUUUUGGAAAGUGCUCUCUCAAUUGCUCAAGAUGACCAAUGGAGGAGGAUUCGAACAGUGUUGUCUCCAGCAUUUACAAGUGGAAAACUCAAGGAGAUGUUUCCCAUCAUUAACCACUAUGGAGAUGUUUUAGUGAAGAACAUGCACAAAGAAGCAGAGAAGAGCAAGCUUGUAAGUCUGAAAGACAUUUUUGGGGCCUACAGCAUGGAUGUGAUUACCAGCACUUCAUUUGGUGUCAACAUUGAUUCCUUGAAUAACCAGAAUGAUCCCUUUGCCAGAGAAAGCAAGAAAUUAAUGAAAUUCAAUAUUCUGGACCCAUUCUCACUUACAAUAAGGCUCUUUCCAUUCCUUGAUCCUUUGUAUAAAAAAUUGGAUCUAAGCUUAUUUCCAAAAGAGUCAAUCAACUUCUUAGCAAAAGCAAUUAAAAAAAUAAAGGAAGAACGAAAGAAAAAUACACAGAAGAACCGGGUAGAUUUCCUUCAGCUUUUGAUGGAUUCUCAGACUUCUAAAAAUUCAGAGACACACUCUUACAAAGAAUUAAGUGAUGAAGAAAUCCUGGCCCAGUGCAUUAUAUUUCUUUUUGCUGGCUAUGAACCCACCAGCUCAGUCAUCUCCUUCCUUUUUUACAACCUGGCCACCCACCCUGAGAUCCAGGAGAAACUUCAGCAGGAGAUAGAUGCAGUUUUGCCCAACAAGGAAGCAGUCACGUAUGAUGCCCUACUACAGAUGGACUACCUAGACAUGGUAAUAAAUGAAAAUCUCAGGCUGUUCCCCAUAAGCGGAAGGAUAGAAAGGGUUGCUAAGAAAACUGUUGAAAUCAAUGGACUUACAAUUCCAAAAGGGACAGUGGUGAUGACUCCAGUUUUUGUCCUUCAUCGUGACCCAGAACACUGGCCAGAACCAGAGGAAUUCUGCCCUGAAAGGUUCAGCAAGGAAAACAGGGAGAGCAUCAACCCCUAUGUAUACCUGCCCUUUGGUGUUGGUCCCCGAAACUGUAUUGGGAUGAGAUUUGCACUUAUGAGUAUGAAAGUUGCUAUUAGCCGACUCCUGCAAGAAUUUUCCUUCAGAACUUGUAAAGAGACACAGGUUCCUGUAAAGUUGAACAGACACUCACUCCUUUCUCCAGCUGUACCCAUUUAUCUGCAGCCUGUAAGAAGGAGCAAGAAGGCAAACCAACAUUAGCAAUCCUCCAUCUACUUCUACUCACCUCCUAGUGUCUAAAACCACUGAAUCCUAGGAGUUAAAAAGUAAUUUGAUUUACAUUUUCAACAAAAGAAAGAAACAGAAUUUUUUCCCUAAAAUCUGCCAACAAUGAGUAAUUAGCUGUUAGAAAUGGUCUUUUGGAAAUCUCUAUGUCUGAGGGCUAUUAUUUAAUGUUCAGUAGUGUAAAGUGUCACAUACCCUGAUCCAGCUGAUCAUGGUGUAAAAUGACUUACUCCAAAUAGAUUUGUGCCACUUGAUAUUACUAGUAGUAGGCCUCCACCAGUCGUGGACAACCAUGGAUCAGCGCCUUGAAGAGCCGCAGGCCACAGUGUGGCUGUGCAGUCUGAUGUGGGAGCCGCAGCUCCUGAGUGACUUAUAACCAGUAACUGCCGCAUUCCGUGUUGUAUCUACCCCAUGGGGAGUAGCUGGAGUCUCCUCUCCAUGCACUGGUCUGGGCGAUAAAUAUGAAAAACAAGCUGUUGCCCAUGCAGCAGGUUUUCCCUCUCCGCAACAUUGGUGGAUACAAAGGAGAGGCAGAGCCAAUACAGUUUGGCACCAGUGCCGCUGCAGGAGUUGCC
Molecule: messenger RNA, 2485 nt
Organism: Dromiciops gliroides (monito del monte)
Lineage: Eukaryota; Metazoa; Chordata; Mammalia; Microbiotheria; Microbiotheriidae
Product: cytochrome P450 3A24-like
Exons: 10
Coding region: 579-1886 (435 amino acids)
Biological process (GO): oxidative demethylation; steroid metabolic process
Molecular function (GO): testosterone 6-beta-hydroxylase activity; oxidoreductase activity, acting on paired donors, with incorporation or reduction of molecular oxygen, reduced flavin or flavoprotein as one donor, and incorporation of one atom of oxygen; heme binding
Source: RefSeq, a predicted model, not a curated record